Pantherophis guttatus is the source of this 3191-nucleotide messenger RNA. It is a transcript of the gene ADAM19, whose product is annotated as ADAM metallopeptidase domain 19. Gene Ontology annotation, molecular function: metalloendopeptidase activity. Gene Ontology annotation, biological process: membrane protein ectodomain proteolysis. Lineage: Eukaryota; Metazoa; Chordata; Lepidosauria; Squamata; Colubridae. The record is from RefSeq and is a predicted model, not a curated record.
CGGGAGCUUGGCGGAGGCGCGCGCGGUGCUUUUAUUUCCAAGGUUGGAGCUGCUCGGGUGCCGGGCUGUCGGCUCGAUUUGCACGUUAGACCUUAAAAAUAAGGGCAGGCGUGGGGAAAGAGCCCCCGUCACGGAUUUUAGAAUCCGAAAGGGCUCCUUAAAAGCAAACCUGACGGAAGUAAAAAAAAAUUGCACGUAUAAACCCAUCGCGCUUGGAGGCUUUUGGAGACUUGGAGUAGUUAAUACUCGCUGCAGGUUCUGAUCAGUUUUAAAACGGGAGGCCAGCAGAAGUGGGGAAGAAGGAUCGGUUUUCUCGCUUGCAUCUUUUUGUGAUGGCUUCGUAUCAUUGAUACCGGGAGAAAUUCUGACCAAUGGGCGGAAGGAUGGCUUCCGUGGGCGGGUUUUAAGAAUGGCCUUGAGUAGGCGCACCAAUUCAAGGGGCUUCUGCCCAAUGUCCUUGCAAACGCGGAGGCAUAAGAGUGGCGGAGCUGUCAGUCUUCAUCUCGCGGACGAUCUUCCCAGAUCAUUGGAAAAACGAUGCCCAUGUUGGCAGAAGGGGGCUUGGCUUAUUGCAUUGGCAUCACCUUGCUUUGUCUAAGAGAGUUUGCAGCUGAGGCUUCGGGAUGGACAGGAAUGAGGAAUACAGUCAGUGCCCAGAUGCCCCAUGAAAUUAUAAUCCCUCAGUGGAGAGCGGAUGCAAACUCAGGCAACGACAAGCAUCCAUCGAGAGCAGAACUCAGGAUAACAGCUGAAGGAAGAAACUUUAUUGUCGAUGUUGAAAAAAAUGAGGAUCUCUUUGCACCAGACUACACUGAAACUCAUUAUACCAAAACUGGAACAGCCCAAACCAUCUGCUUGAACAAAACAGAUAAUUGCUUUUACCAUGGAAGAGUGAGGGCCGUUCGUGAAUCAAGUGUGGUGCUCAGCACAUGCAGAGGUCUACGUGGCCUUAUAGUUAUAAGCAGCAACCUCAGUUACGUCUUAGAACCUCUUCCUAAUAGCAAGGAGCAUCACUUCAUCUACAGGUCUGAGCAUCUCAAAGUUCCUCACGGAAGCUGUGGAAAUGAGCAUUUGGAGUUAAAGGUGACAGAUUGGCUUGCAGAGUUGACAGGCCGAACUGAACCCCGUUACCACAGGGUGAAGAGGGAUGAUCAACAAUCAAUGAAAUAUGUGGAGCUUCUAUUAGUAGCUGAUUAUGCAGAAUUUCAGAAAAAUAAAUAUGAUCUUCAAGCAACCAAGAAUAAAUUGGUGGAAGCUGCCAAUUAUGUAGAUAAAUUCUAUAGGUCGUUAAACAUACGGAUUGCUCUGGUUGGACUUGAAAUCUGGAAUGACUACAAUAAGUGUGACAUCUCUGAGAACCCACAUUCAACGCUUUGGUCAUUUCUUGCUUGGCGGCGCAGAUUACUAAUAAAUAAAAAGCACGACAAUGCCCAGUUGAUUACUGGGAUGUCCUUCCAUGGUACUACUAUUGGCUUGGCCCCUCUGAUGGCCAUGUGUUCGGCUUAUCAGUCUGGAGGAGUAAAUAUGGAUCACUCUGAAAAUGCCAUUGGAGUUGCUGCCACUAUGGCCCAUGAGAUGGGCCACAACUUCGGCAUGAGUCAUGAUUCAGUUGGCUGCUGCUCUGCCAGUCCCAGAGAUGGAGGAUGUAUUAUGGCUGCUGCAACAGGGGCACCCUUCCCCAGAGUCUUCAACGAAUGCAAUAGAAAAGAGCUGGAACGGUAUCUGCAAUCUGGUGGUGGAAUGUGUCUUUACAAUAUGCCAGAUACAAGGACCUUAUAUGGAGGACAGAGGUGUGGAAAUGGGUAUCUGGAAGAAGGGGAAGAAUGUGAUUGUGGAGAAGUGGAGGAAUGUCAUAAUCCUUGUUGCAACGCUGCUAAUUGCACUCUGAAGCAGGGCGCUGAGUGUGCUCAUGGAACUUGCUGUCACAAAUGCAAGUUGGUUUCAUCUGGAACUCUUUGCCGGGAACAGGAAAGAACAUGCGACUUACCAGAAUACUGUUCGGGCAAAUCACCAUUUUGCCCUGCAAACUUCUAUCAGAUGGACGGUACCCCAUGUGAGGAUGGCAGGGCAUAUUGCUACAAUGGAAUGUGUCUGACCUACGAGCAGCAAUGUUUGCAGCUUUGGGGAUAUGGAGCAAGGCCAGCCCCUGACCUUUGCUUUGAGAAAGUUAACGCUGCCGGAGAUUCCUAUGGGAACUGUGGGAAGGAUAUCAGUGGGAACUACAGGAAGUGCGACACAAGAAAUGCUAAAUGUGGCAAGAUACAGUGCCAAAGUUCUGCUUCCAAGCCUCUGGAGACCAAUGCUGUUGCAAUUGAUACAACUAUCAAAUUAAAUGGAAGAGAAGUUCAUUGUCGUGGUACCCACGUCUAUCGAAAUGAAGAAGAUGAAGGAGAUAUAUUAGACCCAGGACUUGUGAUGACAGGAACCAAAUGCGGUGACAGUCACGUGUGCUUUGAGGGCCACUGUCAGAAUACCUCCUUCUUUGAUAGGGGACAUUGUGGAAAAAAGUGCAAUGGCCAUGGAAUUUGCAACAACAAUCACAACUGCCAUUGUUUCAGUGGAUGGGCACCUCCAUUUUGUGAUAAACCUGGAAAGGGAGGAAGCCUGGACAGUGGCCCCAUGCUUGAAAAAAAUCCUAUUCCAAUCAUCAUAGGUGUCCUGGUUUCCAUCUUGCUUUUGACUUUAAUUGGAAUAGCUUUAUGCUGUUACAAAUGGAGGGCCAAACUUGUGCCAAUUAAGAAGACUAUCUUUGCUCCCAAGAAAACCGAACAGCCAAGCCCACCUCCUUCCAUUCAGAAGGAAGUGAAUGGACAUGCCAACCCAGCAUUCAAAUUGAAAACUCCACAAGGACAGAGAAAGAUUACUGAUAUACAGAAUGCACUCUCAAAUCUGAAGUGCUAUACUGCGAGCCACCUGCAGAGCUCAAGAGACAGGGGCAGCCACCACCCCCGGCUUUUCCACCUAACUACACAAAGAAACCCCCCUUUCUGGAACAUCGUACCGAGGAGAAGCAUUUGCCAAAACGAACUCCGCCAAACAGGCCCGCACCUCUGCCUCCAAACGUCAUGGUUCAGCAGGAUUCUUCCCGACUAAAACCACCUCAGAGAGCACUUCCGGCUAAUCCAGUCUCUUCAAGCAACAGGGCGGGGUUGUCCAAAGUGAAUACAGGAGCAGUACCAUCCUAUGGCACU